AUCUCUCCGUUAAUACGGUCAGCCAGCCUGAGUUAGCUGACUUGGGAUCUUCAAGACGGGAACACAGGCAGCUGUUCGUCAGCAGGGACUUUGUGGGUUUGUGCUUGUGUGAAACUUUCCAUGGAAGUUUAACGUAGCUUUUCUGGACAGACUUGGCGAAGGACAAGUGCGCUUUCGUGUGUGCAUAGUGAUUUACUGAGGGCAAUUUGUUAAGAAUUGGUAAAGUUGCGCUUGCUUGAAUUGUUUAAAGGCAAGGUGCUCAUGUUUCAUAUAUGCUGAUCAAGCUAGAUAGAUUUUAGUUUAGGCAAAACUUACAGAUUUUCAGUUUCAUAGACCCACGUGUCUGUGAGUGUGUCUGACUUUGCACAGGAGGUUUUCUGUGUGUAUGAGAGGGCUUGUGUGUGUGGGCUGUUGUGUGUUUGCUUGCCUGUCAUGCCCCUGCCUGCUCCUGAUGUCCCUGCCUCUCGGAGGCUGACACUGGACUGCCGUAACCUUCUGGACCAUCGUGUUGGCAAGGGGGUGUGUGGUUGUUGCGGGGCCCUGAGGCCUCGCUACAAGAGGCUGGUGGACAACAUCUUCCCAGAAGACCCGGAGGAUGGGCUGGUGAAGGCCAACAUGGAGAAGCUGACGUUCUAUGCCCUGUCAGCUCCAGAGAAGCUGGACCGUAUCGGAGCCUACCUGUCGGAGAGAUUGUCAAGGGACGUGGCUCGACACAGAUAUGGGUAUGUGUGUAUAGCCAUGGAGGCUCUGGACCAGCUGCUGAUGGCCUGCCACUGCCAGAGCAUCAACCUGUUUGUGGAGAGCUUCCUGAAGAUGGUGCGCAAGCUGCUGGAGUCAGACAAGCCCAACCUCCAGAUCCUGGGAACCAACUCGUUUGUGAAGUUUGCUAACAUUGAAGAGGACACGCCAUCGUACCACCGCAGCUACGACUUCUUUGUGUCUCGCUUUAGUGAGAUGUGCCACUCGAGCUACGAGGACCCUGACAUCCGCACCAAGAUCCGCAUGGCAGGUAUCAAAGGCCUUCAGGGCGUGGUGAGGAAGACGGUGAAUGACGAGCUGCAGGCCAAUAUCUGGGACCCCCAGCACAUGGACAAAAUCGUCCCUUCUCUGCUGUUCAACCUUCAGUGUGGAGAGGGUACAGAAAGCCGCUCUCCCUCUCCUCUGCAGGCAUCGGAGAAGGAGAAGGAAAGCCCGGUGGAACUGACGGAGCGCUGCUUCAGGGAGCUGCUGGGACGCGCCGCCUACGGCAACAUCAAGAAUGCCGUCACGCCCGUGUUAAUGCACUUAGAUAACCAUUCUCUAUGGGAGGGGAAGGUCUUUGCAGUGCGUUGCUUUAAGAUCAUCAUGUACUCCAUCCAGUCGCAACAUUCUCACUUGGUAAUCCAGCAGCUCCUCGGCCAUCUGGACGCCAACAGUAAGAACUCAGCCACAGUGCGAGCUGGGAUAGUGGAAGUCCUGCUGGAGGCAGCCGCCAUUGCAGCCAGCGGCUCUGUGGGCCCCACGGUGCUUGAAGUGUUUAACACCCUGCUGCGGCAGCUCCGUCUGAGUGUGGACUACGAGCUGACCGGCUCCUAUGAUCCCACCAGCAACAUCGGCAUCAAGAUCAUCAAAACUCAUGAGGAGAGGCAGCUGCAGGAGGCUGUCAUCAGAACUAUUGGUUCAUUUGCCAAUACUCUGCCAACAUACCAAAGGUCAGAGGUCAUGCUCUUUAUCAUGGGCAAGAUCCCUGUGCCUGGGGUUCACCCAGCUCUGGUUUCCACAGCCUCUGGGCCUGAGGGAACCAGGAUGAUUCAGGUCAUGCUGCUUAAGUCCUUGGUCCAGGUGACAGCAGGCUUCCAGACCACCAACAUGCUGACGGCCCUCCCCAGCUCCUUCCUGGAGCCGCUGCUCUCCUUCUCUCUGACCGAGGAUCCAGAGGUUCGCCUGCUGGUGCUCACCAUCCUCCUCAGCCUCAUUGACCGACACGACAACAGGCCUAAGUUCUCCACCAUAAGCAUCAUCUCUGAUAUCUCUGUGCUCAAGCUCAAAGUUGACAAGUGCUCCAGACAGGACAACCUGUUCAUGAAGAAACAUGGCCAGCAGCUGUACCGACACAUCUACCUGGGCUGUAAGGAGCAGAGCAGUGGGCGGCAGCACUACGAGACCCUCUACACCCUGUUGGCUCUUCUCAGCAUGGAGCUGGCCAACGAAGAGGUGGUGGUGGACCUCAUCCGCCUGGCACUGGCCCUGCAGGACCUGGCCCUGUCGACAGAUGAGUCUCUGCCGAUUUAUAACCGCUGUGCUGUCCAUGCCCUCGCUGCUGCCUACCUCAACCUCAUCUGCCAACUCACCACGGUCCCAGCCUUCUGCCAGCACAUCCAUGAGGUGAUUGAGGUGAGACAGAAAGAGAGUCCCUACCUUUUGCCUGAGGAUGUCUUCAUAGAUAAUCCCAAGCUGCCUUCAUCACUGGAGAAGGCAGAAGGGGAUGUGUUGUUCUUGCAGUCCAAGAUCACUGAGGUCCUGGGAGGCAGCGGUUAUAACACAGAGAGACUGGCCACACCCUACGUCCCUCAGUACACUGAUGAAGACCGCCUGUCCAAGAGAAAGAGCAUCGGAGAAACCAUUUCACUGCAGGUGGAGGUAGAGUCCCGUAACAGUCCAGAGAAAGAGGAGAGGACGCCAGCGGAGGAGAUUACCUUUGAAACCCUGAAAAAUGCCAUCGUGGACAGCGUGGGUAUGGAGGAGCAGGAGAGGGAGCGUAGGAGGCAAGUGGUGGAGAAAUUCCAGAAAGCCCCGUUUGAGGAGAUAGCUGCCCACUGCGGUGCCAGGGCCACACUGCUGCAGAGCAAACUGAAUCAGAUCUUCGAAAUUACAAUAAGGCCCCCGCCCAGCCCAUCUGGAACUAUCUCCUCAGGAUAUGGCCAAAGUCAGAGUCGAUCUGUACCUGUCUACGAGAUGAAGUUUCCUGACCUUUGCGUGUACUAGUCAGACGUUUUCACCGUGACAUCAUAGAACUUGAGUAAAGUGGAGUCAGGAGUGGUUUUUCGGAGAGGGGCAAACUCUCUUUCCUCUGGAACUUCACCAUCAAUUCAGAGAACCCCAGGGAAUGAUGGGACAGUCACAGUGUUUGCAGACACCUAUUGAUUUCUCUAACCACCUGAAAUGACAUUUUCUUUUUCCCUGUGACCGCAGACAAAAACAAGCUGACAAAUGUAAAUGAAUGCAGCAAGCAACGCAAACUUAAAUUGAUCCUUUUGCCCUCAGUUACCCUCAGCGUUCUGUUUGGUUUACGUCAAGCAUUUCUUAGGAGUGUUUACAACCGAGACAUUGCCAAGAACCGUGGGAGAAAUUUAGUAACGGUGAAAAAACGUCCUGAGGCCCACACUUUGCAGCUCAGUUAAAUUGCUGCUCACCCUGUAACUGGAAACAUAAUCCUUGAUGGCAUUACAAGGUUUUUUGACAGGUUAAUUCAUUGUUAGGGUGCCAUACUACCCUUUCACAUAUAAACAUCUUUUUACAUUCAUUUUAUUAUCAUUAUUUUAUGGUCAAAGGAAGAUCCUAUGGGAAUUGGAGGCAUUACAUUUUUUAAUUGUAUUUUUGGUGGAUUCUGCACUGCUAAAAAUAAUAUUCACUACGUUUCAGUGAUAUAAUGACAGUGAUAUGGAAACACACAAGUCCUUUUUUUAAAGAAUUUUAGCCAUAUAUGCUUCUGUUUUAUUUAGGGCAUUCCCUGACCUUGUCUUAUUAUAAUUAUUAUUAUUAUUUUUAUGUUGCUAUGUUAAUUGCUGACCUGUGUGCUAUCCUCCCAAAGUGAGUGUGCCUUAUAGGUGACUCAAGUGGAAAUUAGACUGAGGUGUUGUCACUCAGUCCACAACACACUCAUACUGCACUGCAUAGGCAAAAAAAAACCAUCAUUACCACCAGAAACACCUGAGGAUCAGAAUGGAUUAUUACAGUGUUUAACAGAUCAACAAGCAGAAAAUCAUUCAAGAAAGUUUUUUUUUUUCCUCUUGCCAUAUAAAUGUGUACAUACAGAGAAAUAUAGUAUAAAUAUGUAAGUUGAUGUAUAGGAGUGUUUUGUGUGUAUAUAUUCAAUCUGAUUUUAGACCGUCACUGCACUGAUCCUGGCCAUAGAUAAUGGGCAAAAACUACUAAGGUAGUGUUAAGAAGUUUUUAAUUUUGUCCACAAAUAACAAACCAGCGUGAUAGAUGAAGAUAGAUACUGACAAGAGACUGAGCAGCCUGUGUCAAAAUACAGGUCAUACUAGUGAGCUCUCAAAGUAUCUCUCCAAAAUAGCACCAAGGCCGCAUUUUGUAAUAACUUGCUGCAUUUUGUAAUAAAAAGCCUGAAACGCAAAAUGUAAAACUUA
This is a messenger RNA of Myripristis murdjan (pinecone soldierfish), 4349 nucleotides long. RefSeq names its product protein EFR3 homolog B. The transcript has 23 exons. Gene Ontology annotation, cellular component: plasma membrane. Lineage: Eukaryota; Metazoa; Chordata; Actinopteri; Holocentriformes; Holocentridae. Bases 433 to 2964 code for a protein of 843 amino acids. Gene Ontology annotation, biological process: protein localization to plasma membrane. The record is from RefSeq and is a predicted model, not a curated record.